Rotaria sp. Silwood1 is the source of this 456-nucleotide messenger RNA. The record is from the annotation of a GenBank genome assembly. Lineage: Eukaryota; Metazoa; Rotifera; Eurotatoria; Philodinida; Philodinidae.
AUGUCGAGACCAAAAUAUUGCCAACAUCCAACGAGACACACAACAUCUACAUCAGAAGCAAAAGGAGUUAGAGCAGUCUCAUUGAAAUUAUCCAUGUUUUUAAUCAGUCGAUAUGAUAUCACGGACACUCGUGUUCAUUGGCUCUGUCCUAGAUGUCAUACAUUGGAAUCAAAUGAAAUGAAAAUUCAUCAACCAAUGCAAAUCAACAACAAUAGAAGCCUCACUGAUGAUGAAUACACGAUAGAAGAUAUUUCUUCUGGUGAAGAAGAUGAUGAAGAAGAUGCUGACGAAGAAGUUUCGUAUGACAAUCUAGAAGAUGAGGAUAAUGUUUACAUGAAUGAUAACAUGGAAGCUGAGACAAAAGACAACGAUGAAGAAACUGAUGCUGAAUCAAUGGAUGAAGAAUCAGAUGAUGUUUCUUAUGAUCUCGAAUAUCACCAAAAUGAAGCAAUAUAA